Messenger RNA from Colletotrichum chrysophilum, 1482 nucleotides. RefSeq lists its product as uncharacterized. The coding region runs from base 1 to 1482 and encodes 493 amino acids. NCBI's taxonomy places the organism in Eukaryota, Fungi, Ascomycota, Sordariomycetes, Glomerellales, Glomerellaceae. The transcript has a single exon. The record is from RefSeq and is a predicted model, not a curated record.
AUGGGCCACGCUGCACUUCUCAAGCAGGGGAAGAAACUGGCAACGAAGGCAGCCACGCAGGCUGUGAAGGAUGCAAUGAGUGAAAACAAGACAAAAAAGAAAGGGCAGUCCGACUCAGUCAUCGGUAACAAGAAUGAUCCCGUGGACGGCAUCAUCAGAGUCGCAGCUUCUAUCGUCGGUCUUGUGUCAGAGGUUGUGCAGUAUCGACGCGACAGGAAGGAAUUAAAAGCAAACCAAACAGUCAUUUCGGAUGGGCAGCUUGAGGAUGCAUCGGUCAUGACGCCAGAGCAAAUCAACGAAAGCAUUUGGAGACGCGACGACGAAGACCAUCAGACAAAUCAGAUACCAACUCAAGGACCGACGGAGAACAAGGCAUCAAAAGAGCCGGCCGAUCUUGCCCAGGCUUUCCUGAAAAGACACCCCUCUCCGUCGGAAGAGAGGGGUACUUCGACAAGGAUAGAGCUGCCAGUUGUCGUACCUCAAAGGCGACCAAAGAAGCGUGCUCGUGGCUUCGUGCGAGCUUAUACGCCCAUCUUAGCCAAUGCAGACAUUGAUGAGGGGUCAUUCCUCGACUUUAUCGACACUUUCAAUAAGACUCUGGAACCGAAUCCGUACCUCUAUGCCAUGAAUCUGGCCGGCCUCGCAGGUAUGGCCACGCCUGAACCGUUCAUGCUUCUAGUGGGCGUCGCCGUCGCGUUCGCCACGGACGCUACCAUGGAGAUUCAGAGCCGUAGCAAGUCUGCCAAGUUCCUCGACCAUAUCAACAAGGACUUCUUCAUGCCGCGCAGGCUGAUUUGCCUAAUCACAACGUGGAAGCCUGAUGCAAGCGAUGAACUGAUGACGCCUGUGGGCUUUGACGGGAGAGUAAUCAGUGCUCCGUUGCCAAAUGCAGACGUCGACUUCCUCCAGAGAAUGAGGAAUGUGAAGGAAAAGACAUCAACCGACGCCAUCAUGAAGAGUUUGCAAGCGCAGGUCAAGAGAAGGACACAACCUUCCAGCGGGGAUUUCUACUCCCCUGAACCAGCGCCACUCUUCUUUCCAUCCCCCGAACAGACAGCCGAAGCGAUGAAGACACAUUCGAAUGGAAAAAGGAAGAAUACCCUAGAUCGCGGCGAGGUCUGGUUUGACGACUUCAUGGACCGACGCGCGCAGGCCAAGUGGAUCGAAAGAAACCCCACGUUUACUGUUGCCAGUUCCCUGCCAAGGCCCGAGUUUCGGUCGCGAUACGCUGACCCGACUCACCCGGCUGCUAGCGGAGAUGUUGUCGCAUUCGUCACCGGCGGUAACUGGUCUACGAAGGGCAAGACGUUUGGCAGAGGUCACUACAGUCAGCCAACUAAUGACAUAGAUGGACAGCCUGAGGAGGCGGAGCCUGUCCCCGAGACGACCAAACAGAAGAAAAAGGCAAAAGCGGGUUCAAAAAGCGGCUGGAUGAGUCUACUGCAAAAGGUGAGGAGCCCCAUGAGCCUCUCGGCAACUUAA